GUGAUCCGUUUCCUCUCUGACCAGCGGCCCAGCUCCAUGUAGCCACGGUAAGCACAACUUCCAUCCCACACUAGUUAGGGAUUUAUGCAUAGGGUUUGGAUUUGAUUAGUUCAUGGCUGAACAUUGGAUGAGCGUAGAUAGAUGUAUGGGUAUGAGUAGUUGUAUGUUGCUUAUUGUUGAGUAAUUUUGUUAGUAUAGAUGGACAAAGCAAAGGUGAAGACACCAAAAGCAGUAUGGGAUGCAUAUGCAACCAAAUUUUUUUGCCAGAUUUGUAAGGAAGAAACUCUAGCUGGGAAUAGGCCAGGGACUACCUUGAGUUCCAUUGGGUACAAGAAUCUUGAGGAAAAUUUUUUUGCUGUCACCAAACGACACUAUCCACAUGGAAAAUUAAAGAACAAAUGGGAUGCUUUGAAGCCACAGUACAACUUGUGGUUGGAUUUGAAGAGGGCUGCAACUGGUCUUGGUUUCGAUGUUACAAAGGGGAUAAUUACAUCAAGUGAUGAAUGGUGGGAGGACAAGAUAGCGCAAAACAAGAAAUAUGCAGCCUUUCGUGAAGCACCUAUGGACAACCUUGAUGAGCUUGAAGUUAUGUUUCAACACAUCAAUGUCACAGGUUUAUCUUCGGUCAUUCCGGGAGUUCAAAAAACAACAGCUCCCAUUGAUGUUGAUGAUGAUAGUAAUGACAACGAAGAAAUUGGACAUGCUGGACAGGAUGCAAAAAAAGGAAGUAAAACGUAAAGCUAAUGCUAUUGAUAAUCUUUUUAGCCCUAAGAAGAAGGGUAGGAACCCUAUGGUUAAGCAAGUGUCACGACUUAUCGAUGUGCUGGCUACUAGUAAGAGCAAAAAUGACCAAAAGGUUGAAGAUGACAUCAUAGAGCUCAUGGAUCAAGCUGUCAAUGCAGGGGCUAGGGAAGGGAGUGAUGAGCAUUUUAUGGCCAGCCAACUCUUUGUUAAGCGCAAAAAUCGUGCAGUGUUUCGUUCCAUCAAAAGUAAUGAAGGAAAGAUGGCUUGGCUGAAGAGGAUGUAUGAAGAGAGGAAAAGGAAAUAGACUAGUCUCACUCAUGUGCUGUAUCCUUUUAUGUAAUGCUACCCUUUUAUUUCAGCUGUGUCUAUGUAAUGCUACCUUUUUAUUUCAGCAGUCAUUCUAUGUAAUGCUACCUUUUUAUUCCAGUUGUGUCUAUGUAAUGCUACCUUUUUAUUUCAGCCGUGUCUAUGUAA
This is a messenger RNA of Panicum virgatum (switchgrass), 1218 nucleotides long. RefSeq names its product L10-interacting MYB domain-containing protein-like. The coding region runs from base 199 to 738 and encodes 179 amino acids. The transcript has 2 exons. Lineage: Eukaryota; Viridiplantae; Streptophyta; Magnoliopsida; Poales; Poaceae. The record is from RefSeq and is a predicted model, not a curated record.